AUGGCCGGUUCUGGUGAAAAGAGAGGCACCCCGCCUGGGUUCUUCAGCGGCCCCAGAGACACCACGUGCUCCACCGGGACCAGGACCAUUCGUCUUCGGGACAUUUAUGACCCCAAGCCUCACCCUCCCAAAGCUCCGGUCCGGAUCCGACCCCCGGGCCCAAGGGCCCCCUCGGUAAAGGAGCUCAACCUAAAGAGCGGCUCGCCCAGCGACCCUCCAACCAAGACGAUCAUGAGGAGACGAGCUCAGUCCCUGCCUUCGUCGGCGGAGAGAACGAAAGAGCUCCGGAGCCUACAGGUGCGCUUCGUGGACUCGCUGGGCCUCGACUUGGAGGACGUGAAGAUCUUCAAAGUUCAGGAGCACCCCUUGAUACCCCAACACGUUAUGUUCCGGCUACUGAUGAGCUCGGAGCUGGCUUUCGGCAAGUCUUUGGAGCUGUCCCUGCCUUACUUCAAACCUUGUUUCCCUGAGAAUGUCGGGGCUCAGCCGGACUUCCUGGAGCGUCUCUGCAAUCAGAGUGUGUGUCUGGAGCAUGUCCUGUGUUCAGAGCAGGGCAUAACGGGCACCAUACGGGUACUCAACUUAGCCUACGAGAAAGACGUCGCAGUGCACUACUCUUUCACCAACUGGAGAACACACACGGUAACUGCGGCGCCGUGGGCUUCGAGUGGGCACCGCGCAGGGUCCGGCGCUCCGGAGACCGAUGUGUUCAGAUUCCGUCUGCCCGUCCCCCCUUUCCUUCUGCAGCCAGGGGCCAUCUUGGAAUUUGCAAUCGGCUACCACGUGCAAGGAUGCCACCACUGGGACAACAACAGCGGACGCAAUUACCAACUGGCGUGCCACAGCUACAAGGUGACCGUGCCGAGGGAGUGCGAGGACAGCAUGCUGCACUUCACCUGA
Molecule: messenger RNA, 900 nt
Organism: Cyclopterus lumpus (lumpfish)
Lineage: Eukaryota; Metazoa; Chordata; Actinopteri; Perciformes; Cyclopteridae
Gene: ppp1r3db
Product: protein phosphatase 1, regulatory subunit 3Db
Exons: 1
Coding region: 1-900 (299 amino acids)
Biological process (GO): regulation of glycogen biosynthetic process
Cellular component (GO): protein phosphatase type 1 complex
Molecular function (GO): protein phosphatase 1 binding; glycogen binding
Source: RefSeq, a predicted model, not a curated record